UAUGUUUUAUACGAUCAGGCAGCACAUUUUUUUUGACAACUUUUAUUGUGAAUGUAACUCGAUUGUGACUGCUUCUGAUUGCAUUUUGUUUUAUUGAAGUGCUAAGGGCGGGCAGUCAAUCGUUCGUCGAAGAUUCUAAUAUAUAUUUUGCAAAAAAAAACAUUUGUCGCUUUUGAUAUUAACGUGCGGGCUGCAAAAAGCUGUAGAAUUUCAUUAAAAGAUAUUUAAAUUGUACGCUUUCAACUUGCCAUUUUUUGGUGUACUUUGUAAACAAUGAACUUCAGAAGAGGAGAAACGCAGGAGUUCUACUUCAAAGAUUCUAAGGCGUAUACUGAAGAUAAUAUAUUAAUAUACAAUGUAUUUGUUUAUAAAGUUCCUGUUAUGGUGACAGAAACUGAAGCAAUGGUUUAUUUCACCAGGUAUGGCGAUAUCAAACAGUUGAAUUUUUAUCGUGGUGAUCGCCAUAAGUUAGCCCGUUUUAAAGUGGGUUUUGUAAAUUUUAAUGAUCCGUACGCAGCUGCCAGGGUUUUAAAAAGACCGCGCCAUUCAUUUAAAAGUUAUCAAGUUUUUGUAAAGCCAUGCUAUAGUUGGACUCAACCACAAGUUGAGGAGACUAUAUCAACUGCUGAGUCGCAACUUAUGGAGCCGUCAUACAUUUUGAAUUUAAAUGAUGAUUGCCUUUUAUAUAUAUUCCAAAUGUUGGAGUUUCGUGCACAGCUGAAUUUUGCUCGUUCAUGUGAUCGUUUUAAAGCUUUAUUUCUACAAUAUAAUAAAAUUAAAGAUUUAGAUCCAGUAAUAUUCAACAAUGUUACAAUUUUUGAAGCGCAUGAAUUCUUCAAAAUUGCUGGUGAUGAAAUAAUAAAUAUUGCAGGGCCCCUUCCAUUGCGUGAUGCUGAUCGGUAUAUAGAUAUGAUUGGAAAAUUUUGCCGUAAUGUGGAAAGUAUUAAAUUUGGUGAAAUCAAAGUCAGUCCAGGCAUUUUGAGAAAAUGGUCGACCAACUGGACAAAAUUAACAAAAUUGGAAUUUGAAUAUUGUACCGUAAAUGAUAAUUGUUUCAAAACAAUAAAGCAGAUUCCUAAUUUAAUUUCCUUAGCUGUAAAGAGUAGCUCUGAUAUCACAGGAAGAUAUAUAGAUGAAAUGGUGAAUCUAACAGAACUUAGUUUAGAUGGUUGUGUUAAUGUUACUACUGGUAACUUGACUUCCAUUAUAAAAAAACUUAAGGACUUAACUAAGCUUGAUAUUCGUCGUUGCGAGCGCAUUUCUACACAAAGUCAGCUUGAUUACAUUAUUUCGAAACACACCAAAUUGUCUGAACUGAAACUUUCCAUUACUAAAUUGAAAUGGAUUUUGGAAAUGCCACAGCUCACGCACUUAGAAGUACAAAAUCGUAUUCCUUAUUUUAUUAUGUCAAAUCAUUUAUUCCAAUCAAUGAUAAGAGGAGUGGAUUUAAAAAUUGAAUAUCUUUCACUAGAUGUGAUGGAUGCGGUUAGCUUGGAACGGACUAAAGCAAUUACGAAUUUGAAAAAUUUAAAGUAUCUUAAAAUUUAUUCCAGUUCACAACUAAAUGAUGAAUGUUUACGCCUGCUCGCCGAAAACCUUAAGCAAUUGGAAGUAAUUGAUUUGGAGAAGUGUAAAUCAAUUACUGAGUCUGGUUUGAUUACACUUGUUAAGGAUUGUAAGAACUUAAAAAAGCUUUGUCUUAAAGGCGUCAAAAAUAUCACAGAAACAUUUAUUUUAAAUGUCAUUAAAGAACUUAAGUCAAAAGUUACUGAUAUAUCAGCACCUUUCGAGAUUCUAUUAUCAGGCACAUCAACUGCUUACACCAUACUACAGAAUGAUGUAUAUAUAAACUCCAAAUCAUUGGUGAAUGUAAAAAUUGAUAAUACAUAUAAUGAUUUCUGUGAUGAAUUAGAAUCCGACUACUCCGAUAGUGACUUCGAUCUGAAUUCGGACGAAGAGGACGGUUUUGAUGUAUGGCAUGCCAUCAUUAAUAAUUUUGAUAUCGAGUACUCUGAUGAUGAUGACGAUGACUACCUUUUUUAUGAUCAUGACUUAUUGGAUGAUUUCGACAACUUAUAUAAUAUAAUUCAUUUUUAACUCAAGAAAUUUAAUUUAAAUAUUAUUUGUUCAGUUACUUUUUUUUACAAAACACAAAAUUUAAAGAACAAUCU
This is a messenger RNA of Teleopsis dalmanni, 2171 nucleotides long. RefSeq lists its product as uncharacterized. The record is from RefSeq and is a predicted model, not a curated record. Gene Ontology annotation, biological process: SCF-dependent proteasomal ubiquitin-dependent protein catabolic process. Gene Ontology annotation, cellular component: SCF ubiquitin ligase complex. Gene Ontology annotation, molecular function: protein binding; RNA binding. The transcript has 6 exons. Lineage: Eukaryota; Metazoa; Arthropoda; Insecta; Diptera; Diopsidae. Bases 274 to 2097 code for a protein of 607 amino acids.